AUGGCUUCAGCAUUACCGGUACUUUCAAGAGAGGAAACCAAUUUUCGUAGAGUCGCUAACUUACUAAUAAGGCUUUCCCCUAAGGCUGUUAGAAUCCUGUUCGAUAGAGAGUUUAAUCCCAGUGGAUUGAAAUCAACCUUUUCAAAGAACUGGACAGAGCUUGAUAAGCUGAAAAAGAAUGGUGCUUCUUGUAUCCUUCAGGUGGGUUCUGAUCCUAGAUCAAAUAACUUCGACCUUACAUUGAUGGUUUGUCUUCUCCGAAACCUGACAAAGGUAACUAUUCAAGAUCAGCUACCACAACCAGCUGAUAUGAGUGAAGGAGCGGCGGUAUCUAGAAUCAAGUAUUACAGGAAUCAAAUUGCGCAUUCCGACUCUGGUACGAGGUCUGACGCAGACUUCAAAACAACAUUUGAUGCAGUUUCUAAAGCUAUAGAAAUUAUCUGUCCAACAAUGAAAUCAGAUUGCACUAGUUUGGAAAACGCCGACCUAGAUAAUUCAUUCCAUGACAUCUUUGUAGAGUUUGUCAAAAAAGAAAAGGAAAUAGAAGAAAUUUAUGUUGCAGUUGAAACCCUGAAUUUGGAAAGAAAUAAUAUACAAUCUAUUCAAACCGAAGAAACAUUCGAAUGGAAAAAGAAACUGGAGAAGUUCUAUGUGACUGAAGCUGCAACCAGACUGUUUAAAGUGGUGAAAGAAAAUCAAUGCACGAUAAUAACAGGUGUACCCGGAUCAGGUAAAUCUGCAGUUGCUUAUCAUGUAGCCAUAUACAUGCAAGAGACAGAAGGAUACACAGUUGUACCUAUAUGGUUACCAUCAGACUUCAUAAAAUUUGCAAAAUCAAAUUCGAAAUAUCUUUUUGUUUUUGAUGAUGUUUUCGGUAAAUAUUCUUUGAAUGAAUUCAACCUUAACUGCUGGGAUUCUGAGACAAUUCGUAUAAAGAUGUUUUUAAAAAACAAACUCCUUAAAGUAAUGGUGACGUGCAGAUCCUAUCUUUAUGACACUGUGAGAGACAGAUUAUCUUCGCAAUCAUUUAAACGAUUUAACUUGCAGUCAGAUGAAAUGAAUUUGUCCUUUUCUGAAAGAAAAGAAAUCAGUAAAUUGUAUUUAACUGACGACGUUGUGAGUCACUUGAAUGAUGAAACUGUUAUGUUGUACAACUUUUUUCCUUUACUGUGUGUCAUGUUUAAAGAAAAAAAUAUGGACAAUGCUGAUUUCUUUCAAAACCCUAAUCAGUUUAUACAGAACGAAAUUGAAAACUUUAAGGGUAAAAAUGGCACAACUUUCAUAGCUCUUGCACUCUUGGUUUUAUCUAAUAACUCAAUAGAGAAAGCGGGUCUUCAGAUCGGCAACAACAAAUACAAUAUCAUGUUACAAGAUUUAUUUGAUGUAAUGGAUAACGGGGAACAUACAUCUAAAACUUCGAUUUUGUCAAAUCUUCGAAGUCUCAAGAACAUGUAUUUAAGAGAAACAGAGUCUAUAUUCUGUACAAAACACGAUAAAGGUUUUGACAUUAUUUCUCACUCUGUAGCUAAUUUUAUAAUUCCGUGUAUUAUUAGACAUGGAGAUACGGCGUUCAUUAGUAGUAGAUGUCAAUUAAAAUCACUCGACGAAGAACAUGGCGAUUGUACCAUAUUGAUAAGAGACGAAUUCGAAACAAUGUAUUUCGAACGUAUACAGAAAGACAUAGAUGAGGGUUAUAACUGGGAGCAUGAUGCUUUCUUGAAUAACUACCACGCCAAUGGCUACACUCCACUCCAUUGUGCUUGUAUAAAAGGUCAUAAAAAUGUAGUCAAACUAUUACUGCAGCACAAUGCUGCAGUAAAUGAAUAUGAUAAGCAUGGACAAACGCCACUAGAUUUUGUUAUUGGCAAUGGACAUACAGACCUUAUCAAAACUCUAACCGAAUAUGGUGCAGAUGUUAACUUUGCUAAGAAAAACGGAAGAACUCCAAUUUAUAAAGCCUGUCAGCGUGGUUAUUUAGAAUCAGCACAAAUGUUGCUUUUUUAUAACGCUGACGUUACAAAAUGUAACGAAAACGGAUGGAGUCCAUUAUAUAUAGCUUCUUAUUUCAACAAAAAAGACAUAGUUGCCCUCCUAUGUGAUCACAGUACUGCAGUAGUUAAUCAGUCAAAUAAGAAAGGCAGGUCACCAUUACAUAUUGCUUGUCGAGAAGGUUAUAAAGACAUAGUAAUACUAUUAUUAAAAAAAGUUGUUUCAAAUAGUAUUUGCGAUAUAAAUGGAUAUACUCCAUUGCAUUUUGCUUGUUCAAAUGGUCAUAAGAACGUAACCGUACGUUUGAUCAAAGACGGUGCUCCCCUUAAUGAAAUUGAUAAGGAGGGACAAACACCAUUAUUUAUUGUUGCUAAGAAUGGUGAUACAAAUUUGAUUCGAAUUCUUGCUGAAUUUGGUGCAGAUGUAAACAUUGCUAUAUAUAAUGGAAUAACGCCAAUUAUUUCAGCUCUUUGGUUGAAGAAUUUAAAAGCAGCACAAAUGUUGAUAAGUUAUAGAGCUGACGUAAACAAAUGUGCUGAUAACGGGUGGAGUCCAUUACAUUAUGCCUCGUAUUGCAACGAAAAGAAUAUAGUUCAAUACCUAUGUUAUAACAGUGAUGCUAUUGUAAAUCUGUCAGAUAAAAAAGGAAAAUCGCCAUUACAUAUUGCCUGUGAAAAAUGUAAUAAAGAUAUAGUAUCAAUUCUAUUACAACGAGGUGCUACCUACGAAUAUUACGAUAAAAAUUGUAACACACCGUUUCAUUUGGCGUGUAACGAAGGUAAUACAAAUAUCGCAAAACAAUUUAUCAAAAGGAAUGCACCAAUAAAUUACCCAAACAGCUUCAAUGAAUCGCCAUUCUAUAUAGCUUGUAAAGAAGGUCAUCGAGAUAUAGUCGAACUAUUAAUAGAGCAUGGAGCAGAAGUAAAUAUGUCAUCUGAAUAUGGCUGGACACCUCUGCAUGUUUCAGUAGCUUACGGUAUAACGGGUAUAACUUGCCUGCUUUUGGAAAACAGUGCCUCGGCUAACAAACUAGAUAACAAAGGACGUACUCCUCUAUACUAUGCUACUUAUAAUAAUUAUAAAGAUAACAAACUAGAUAACAAAGGACGUACUCCUCUAUACUAUGCUACUUAUAAUAAUUAUAAAGAUAACAAACUAGAUAACAAAGGACGUACUCCUCUAUACUAUGCUACUUAUAAUAAUUAUAAAGAUAACAAACUAGAUAACAAAGGACGUACUCCUCUAUACUAUGCUACUUAUAAUAAUUAUAAAGAUAACAAACUAGAUAACAAAGGACCGGAAUGA
This is a messenger RNA of Mytilus trossulus (common blue mussel), 3294 nucleotides long. RefSeq lists its product as uncharacterized. The coding region runs from base 1 to 3294 and encodes 1097 amino acids. NCBI's taxonomy places the organism in Eukaryota, Metazoa, Mollusca, Bivalvia, Mytilida, Mytilidae. The record is from RefSeq and is a predicted model, not a curated record. The transcript is spliced from 6 exons. Gene Ontology annotation, molecular function: protein binding.